Molecule: messenger RNA, 818 nt
Organism: Hevea brasiliensis (rubber tree)
Lineage: Eukaryota; Viridiplantae; Streptophyta; Magnoliopsida; Malpighiales; Euphorbiaceae
Product: GDSL esterase/lipase At1g71250-like
Exons: 2
Molecular function (GO): hydrolase activity, acting on ester bonds
Source: RefSeq, a predicted model, not a curated record
UCUACCAGUUUCAAUUACAACCCUAAAGACUAUGCUGAUCUUCCCAUAAAAAGCUACACAGAGCAACUAUCGGUGCUACAUGGUUUAGGACUUAGAAAGUUCUUGUUGGCAGCGGUGGGUCCUCUUGGAUGCAUCCCAAACCAACUAGCCACUGGUGUUGCUCCUCCAGGAAAGUGUGUAUCAUUUGUUAAUGAUAUGGUUGAAAUUUUCAAUAUGCCACUCAAGUCUACGGUCGAUCAGCUAAACAAGGAACAUACGCAAAAUGGCACAGUGUUUGUUUAUGGAAACACUUACAAAGCUUUCUUUGAUUUACUCAACAACCUUACUUCAUAUGGUAAAUACAUCGAUAUUUGAGUUUUAUUAGUAUAAUAAUAUCCUAAACUUGGAGAGAUGUGAAGUAAGAUGAUUAUAUGGGGUGCAGGAUUUGAAGUUACAGAUAGAGGGUGUUGUGGAAUUGGAAGGAAUCAAGGUCUAAUAAAUUGCCUACCAUUGGCAGUCCCUUGCUUCAACAGAGACCAAUUACCAUCCAACCCAAGCCUUUAAUCUUAUCAUGGCUCAAAGGGCUUAUUCAGGUCCAUCAUCCGAUUGUUUUCCUAUUAAUUGUUUUCCAUUUAUUUAUUUUAAUUGGGAAGGGGAGAGGAGCAUUACACUUACAUUGGUGUGUUUCCAACACCAGUGUCUAUUUCUUGACCAUUUAAUUCUCUAUUUAUAUAUAAUAAAUAUUCAGGGAAAGGUUCAAAAGUGUGAAACCAAUGCAGAAUUGAUGGUUGUGCAGCUAUUAUUGUAACUUUGUUUUUAUAAAAUAAUAAGUUUAACCA